Schistosoma turkestanicum is the source of this 624-nucleotide messenger RNA. The record is from the annotation of a GenBank genome assembly. Lineage: Eukaryota; Metazoa; Platyhelminthes; Trematoda; Strigeidida; Schistosomatidae.
AUGUUGUCCUUGAGCGGUAGAAACGGGCUCUAUAGGCUAAUUUAUUCAUCUAGUUCUCGGCUUUCAACUUCACAGCCAAGCGAACCUUCAAAAGUUCCUAGUUCUGAUGAGUCCGUCCCAUAUAAACCGUACAGCCCUUUUCCGAAGCCACAAGGGAAACUAGAUUAUGUUCUCACACGGCUUGAUGAUUUGGCAGACUGGGCUAGAAAAAACUCAAUAUAUCCCCUCACUUUCGGUCUUGCAUGUUGUGCUGUUGAAAUGAUGCAUAUCGCUGGGCCUCGUUAUGAUAUGGAUCGUUAUGGUGUUGUUUUUCGAGCUAGUCCACGUCAAGCUGAUCUUCUCAUUGUCUCUGGCACCGUGACUAACAAGAUGGCCCCAGCUCUUCGCAGAAUUUUCGAUCAAAUGAAUCAUCCGAAAUGGGUUAUUUCAAUGGGCUCGUGCGCUAAUGGUGGUGGUUACUAUCAUUAUUCAUAUAGUGUUCUACGUGGCUGUGAUCGAGUUAUCCCGGUUGAUAUAUACGUACCAGGUUGUCCUCCAUCUGCUGAAGCACUAAUGUAUUCUAUAUUACAAUUACAAAAGAAAAUUAAAUCGUCAAAACCUGUUAAAGCAUGGUAUAGAAGAUAA